This is a messenger RNA of Racocetra persica, 312 nucleotides long. NCBI's taxonomy places the organism in Eukaryota, Fungi, Glomeromycota, Glomeromycetes, Diversisporales, Gigasporaceae. The record is from the annotation of a GenBank genome assembly.
GAUAUUGCUAAUAAAUAUUUGCAGAUUUUAAAUGACCCUAAAAAUACUUCUAUUUCAAAUCCUAAUAUACGUCACCAUAUUAACAAUAACUAUUCAUCUCAAAGGAUCGGUAGAAUUAUAACAUUAAUACAUAAAGAGAAAUCAUCAAAUAAUUGGAAACCUGUAGCUUUAAAAGAGAGAUUAUACUAUAUUAUCGCAGAGGAGCAUCUGGCUGUUAGACAUGGGGGCGCAAGAGCUAUUUAUAAACAAGUAUUAGAUAAAUAUCAUGCUAUAAGACCUAUUAUUAGCAAGUUUUUUAUGCAACGGCUUCAG